AUGUCAUUAGAGCAUGAGGAGCUGUUAAUGGACAAAAUAUCUGCCCAUGCAGAUGAUGAGUCGAAGCUCACUCCAGAAGAGAAAAACUUGAAAAAGCUCAUGGACUCGAAGCAAAAAGUGAUGGUUGACCAAAGUCGAUCGUUCAUGGAGACAUUAUUUGGUGACAAUUCCACACUUCCCGUUAAAAUAAAGAACGUCCAAGUCACAAACGCCGAGAAUUUCAGAGACUCUUUCUUGCUACAUCAACUACAGCCGUUGUUGAGUAAGGACUUGUACACCUUGGCAGACUUCUUCUCGAACUUAGAUGUGGUACAUAGGUCGCUUGUUAAGCACGAUAUCUUGGAGAACUGUGUUAUAUCCCUUCAUCAGUUACCUAAAAACAUGUGGACUAACUCUAGCCCUGCAACCGUGGACAUGGUGCCAGUGUUCAACAUUCUUCCCCAGAAGAGAUUUUAUGCGAAGACUGGUACCAAUAUUGGAAAUGGUGAAGGAGACGGAUACAUUCAGUUUCAGUUAAAGAAUCUCUUCGGUGGAGCAGAAAGUCUUGUGUUUGACGCUGUCACAGGAACAAAAACGCCGUCAUCGUAUCUAUUGAACUAUUCUCAACCAGUGUUUGAUGACGCUAAUUACUUACUGGAUACUCAGGUGUAUGUGAACACUAGAAAGAUCGAUUGGAUUCAGAGUAGUGUCACCACGCGAGGAUUCACCACUAAAGUGUCCACAAGGUAUGACUCCAAUCUAAAUUAUUCUGCUGCUUUUGAAACGAGUUGGAGAUCCUUGCAAAACCACAAUUCAAAAUCCAUGGAAGUAAUGUCGCAUCUGAAGGAUACUUUCAAGUCUUCAUUAAUCUUCAAUAUGAUUUACGACACGAGAGACAACCAUGUGCUCCCCACGGUAGGAAACUUCUUCAAGUUUGGCUUUGAACAAAGUGGCUUGUUUUCCUUUAAUAACAUCAAGUUCUCAAAGUUGAUUUGGGAAAGCCAAAGUGCUUUGAAACUCAAUUCCAAUCAUUCGCUCGUGUUCUCGAAUAAGGCUGGACUUCUAUUUGGAACAGGUAGUUCUGGCAGCAAUAUUCUUGACCGUUUCCAUAUCGGGGGUCCCAACGACGUCCGAUCGUUUCGUGUCAGUGGCCUUGGCCCGGUGGAUAAUGGCUCCGCUUUGGGAGGAAACUAUUUUCUUAAUGGAGGAGUUUCCCUCGUGAGUCAGAUACCAUGGGCCCCUAAAGACACCAACUUCAAAUUCCACAACUUCUUCAACUUUGGAAAGAUUUUACCAGCAUUGGGACAGCCAUCAUUUAAAUCGCUUGUGUCAGAACUUACUGGAACUUACUCAUCCAGUAUUGGAACGGGCAUUCUCUACAAUCAUCCCAUGGCUAGAUUCGAGUUGAAUUUUGUGUUACCAAUCACUGCACAUGCCAAUGAGUACGUUAGAAAAGGAAUCCAGUACGGAGUGGGUGUUUCCUUCUUAUAA
Molecule: messenger RNA, 1470 nt
Organism: Sungouiella intermedia
Lineage: Eukaryota; Fungi; Ascomycota; Pichiomycetes; Serinales; Metschnikowiaceae
Source: the annotation of a GenBank genome assembly